UCCAGCAAAGUCGAAGGGCUGGUUGUUGGCGCGAUGGGUUGUCGGUCUGGAGUUGCAAGUCAACGCUUUGGAGGUCUCGCUUGAUUGAGGUGUCUUAGCGGCAGAAAUUGGUGCGCUAGGUUCAGUAUCACGUGAUUGAGAUCCAUAUUUCCCAGGCUUGGCUUCGUACUGUCAACGACAUCUCUAGACUCUAGAUGUACGAAUUAACUAUGGGCGCAAUAACCUAGCAUGGUUCAUUAUCGGAAGACUCGUAUAGUUUGUGUAUCGGAUACCCAUGGCUACUCUCCAAUAGAAGGGUUCAGUCUGCCGGCUGGUGAUGUCCUGAUCCAUGCAGGAGACCUCUCAAACAGAGGGACCAGGUCUGAACUGGCACGCACGUUGAAGUGGAUUGAAGAAGCGAACUACGAAGUAAGGAUUGUAGUUGCGGGCAAUCAUGAUGUAUCUCUGGACCCAGAGUUCUAUGCAGAACAUGGGUCGCAUUUCCAUGGGGAUGUAGCGGCUCAAGAAGAGAACGCUACAGCUAUAGAUCUUGUGAACAAAGUCAAGGGCACAUCAUCGACGCCGAUAAUUUUUCUCAACCACGAAUCUACCGUGGUCAAACUGACACGACCAGAUGGACCUCAGACAACCUUCAAAGUCUUUGGGUCGCCAUUCUCUCGGUUUUCGGGUCUUUGGGCUUUUGGAUAUUCGUCAUCACAAGAAGAUGGGAAUCGAUUAUGGAGUCAAAUCCCGCUUGAUACCGAUAUCUUGGUGACCCAUACACCUCCACUAGGGCUGUGUGAUAGACAGCCAGGUGAAGAUACAGCAACUGGCCGUCCCAAAGGUGGAGGUGGAAUAUACGGCUGCGAGCAAUUGCUUGAUUCUAUGGGCCAUGUUCGACCGCUUCUAGCUGUCUGCGGUCAUGUCCACGAAGGUCGAGGGUAUCAACGAGUGAUGUGGAAUGAGAAUGUUAAUGGAAUCGCAUCACCUACAACCAUCAAUGUCAACCCUCUACCUCCUGCCAGCAGCAAAAAGCAGAGUCUAAUUGAUCUUACUGGGAAGAAGCAGCGUGCGCUAGAAAACAUAAGCAGUUGUGAGAUACAACAGAAGCGCCAUGAUUAUGCAGACAGACGCCUGAGGAAAGAGACUUGCAUUGUCAAUGCUGCUAUUAUGGCUAAGAGCUGGCCCUAUACUGGUGGAAAGGCGUUCAAUCGACCUGUUGUGGUUGAUAUCAACCUACCCGUCUGGGAUGCUGCUUCCGUAUGAGCAUGUCAUCUUUGGACUUGUUUCUUCAAUGCACGUUCGAGGCCCGCCCCCACAAGUCUCCUACCGUCGAAUAAUCAUCUUAGCUGUGCCUACACCAUGAGCAAGCGCCAGCAGUCAUAUGAACAUGAGAAGCUACACAUGCUCAUUACUUCUUAAUGGGGAUGGAGGGCACCUAUUCAUAGGAAAAUAUUCGACUCUCAAAUUUCAUCCCAUCUUAAUUAACUAGUGUAAUUACUACCGUCUAUUAUACUCGACGAGAUCAUGAAAUCGGUCAAUCUUCUGACCUUUAGUGUGAAGGACGAAGUAUUUUCUGAUUGGCACACUUAACCGCCUUGAUUUGUGACUCGACGUGCAGCUUUGGAGUGCAUGACCGGACUGCAUGACCGCCUCAUCGAGCGAUACUACUAAAAGUAUUUGUUGAUUA
This is a messenger RNA of Talaromyces stipitatus ATCC 10500, 1669 nucleotides long. RefSeq names its product Ser/Thr protein phosphatase family protein. The transcript is spliced from 3 exons. Gene Ontology annotation, molecular function: hydrolase activity. NCBI's taxonomy places the organism in Eukaryota, Fungi, Ascomycota, Eurotiomycetes, Eurotiales, Trichocomaceae. The coding region runs from base 229 to 1245 and encodes 338 amino acids. The record is from RefSeq and is a predicted model, not a curated record.